AUGUAAAUGGAUAAUUAAGAGUAGAAUUAAGUGGAGAAAUUUAUAGGAAAAUAUGAAGUAUUGAAUGUUAUAGGUAAGGGAACUUAUGGUGAAGUAUUUAGAGCUAGGGACCAAGAAACACACGAAAUAGUUGCUUUGAAAAAAACUAUAACUAAGCUUGAAAAUGAUGGAAUUCCAAGUUCUGCUUUGAGAGAAAUAUCUUUGCUAAAAGAAAUUAAUCACGAAAACGUUGUAGUAUUAAAAGAUAUAAUUAUACAAAACAACUUGCUUUACCUUGUUUUCGAAUUCUGUGAAAGCGAUUUAAAGAAAUUUUUAGAUUCAAAGACUAAAGUAGCAGGAUAAUUCCUUGAUGCCCUUACAAUUAAAAAAAUAGUUUAUCAGAUAAUUAGAGGUGUUGCAGCUUGUCACACAAGGAGAAUUAUGCAUAGAGAUCUCAAGCCAUAAAAUAUUUUGAUUGAUAAAAAUGAAGUAGUAAAAAUCGCAGAUUUUGGUUUAUCUAGAACAUUUUGCAUGCCUAUAAGACCUUACACAAAAGAAGUUGUUACUUUAUGGUACAGACCACCUGAAAUUCUUUUAGGUGCAUUGGACUACUGUACUCCCAUAGACAUGUGGUCAGUGGGUUGCAUAAUGUAUGAAUUAAUUACAAGAGUGCCAUUGUUUUAAGGAGAUUGUGAGAUUGGAUAAAUAUUUAAAAUUUUCCAGAUAUUAGGAACACCUACAGAAAAUGACUGGCCUGGCAUUAAGGACUUGACAGAUUAUAAACCUACAUUCCCAAGAUUCAGACCUUAAAAGCUAAGUGAAAUGAUUGAAAACAUAUAUAAAAAGUAUAACUAAAACUCAGAAGUUGAUAUAGCUGCUGUUGAUUUGCUAUAGAGACUUCUUUGCUAUGAUCCUAUUAAAAGAAUAACUGCAAAGUCUGCUUUAAAUCAUCCUUAUUUCUUUGAUGUAAGAAAUCUUUUUGGACCAAUUUGA
Messenger RNA from Tetrahymena thermophila SB210, 972 nucleotides. Its product is annotated as cyclin-dependent kinase-like protein. The record is from RefSeq and is a predicted model, not a curated record. Gene Ontology annotation, biological process: mitotic G2 DNA damage checkpoint signaling; G2/M transition of mitotic cell cycle; protein phosphorylation. The transcript is spliced from 7 exons. Lineage: Eukaryota; Ciliophora; Oligohymenophorea; Hymenostomatida; Tetrahymenidae. Gene Ontology annotation, cellular component: nucleus. Gene Ontology annotation, molecular function: RNA polymerase II CTD heptapeptide repeat kinase activity; ATP binding; cyclin-dependent protein serine/threonine kinase activity.